Molecule: messenger RNA, 5935 nt
Organism: Doryrhamphus excisus (bluestripe pipefish)
Lineage: Eukaryota; Metazoa; Chordata; Actinopteri; Syngnathiformes; Syngnathidae
Source: RefSeq, a predicted model, not a curated record
ACCUCUCGGCCACGAAGCCGUCACUGAUGUGUUGCAGGGUUUGCUCCCAGCGGCGCCGCACAAACUCCAAGCGCUCGUCCUGCAGUGCCCGCAUGCGCUCCACAUGCUGCAGGUGACGGCGCCGCACCUGAGCCGACUGACGCUCCGCCUCCUGCAGGUCACAUGUCAAGCUCUGGGAACAAACAGGAAGCGACAAGGCUCAGCUUCGCUUUUGUCUCGCACCGGCCGGGAGAGCUCCUAUGUCACCUUGAUGACAUCAUCGAGGCCGUCCAGCUGUCGCUCAAAUGUCUGAUGCAAGAUGGCGAUGUCACGGCGUAGCUCAGCUGAUCUGGCAUGGCUGAGGACGGCUCGCCAUCCUUGAUUGAUCUUCACAAGAUUGACGGCAGAGUUCUUCUCCUCCCUCAGAACUUUGUCCUGCACCGCAGAGACACGCCCAUUUCAGCUGUCACUAAGUGACGUCAUCAUCAUGAUAAUGCAAUGUCUGACAUUGACAAAUGACGUCAUGGGAAUGUUGAAGUGACCUUCAGAAAGAGCGUCAGAAGCUCCUCCCUCUUUCUGCCGGUUUCCUGCUGGUCCUUCACUUGUCGACGUCGCUGAAGAAGCUGCUCCUCCUCCUCGUCCUCCUCCAAAGUCCUGCCUCCUUUCUUCAUCUUCCUUGGCAUCUUCACCAUCCAGCAAAGCUAGCAGUGCGCAUGCGCGCUUGAUUAUAGUGGUUUCCCCUGGCAACCAUUGGCGGGUAACGUGGGAUGGCAGCACCGCCAACCAACCGCUGCUGUGAGUGACUGGUUGAGCUCCGCCUACUGAUUCAUUCAGCGUGGUGCGUUCACGGGACGGUGGAGGAAAUCAGGUCAUCUCGGUUUGUACCAUACAUGACUAUGUAAAGUACUGAAAUAUAUGUCUGUUUGCUCCAUAUACAUGCACGUGUUUCUAUAUGUACUGUAUGUGCAUAUAAAUAUGUGUGUAUAUGUAUAUAUUAUAUGUAAAACUCAACUCGGUGGUGAAAACUAAAAACGUAUUGCAAAUAUUUAAAAGUAAAGAGUGACAUUUGGACUCCCGGUGUCGUCGAAGCGCCGCUGCUUUAGUGCAAAGAAACGUUUCUCGUCAUCUCACGCCAAUUAACGGAACACGACACUAGCACACAGACAUUUCCGAGCUUUGUUGCGGCCCGUGAAGUAAACGAAAACUUGGUCAACAAGCCUGCGGUGAUCCGGGACAGUUGGUUCGUGUCGCGGAUUGUCCUCUACAGAGGCAUUCACUCACCCGGGACGAGAUCAACCGGCAACCGAACCGUCGCUGUACUAUUGAGCCAGAACAGCGGCCGCCGAGAUGCCGCUCCUACACAGGAAGGCUUUCAUCCGCCAGGAACCUCCGGCCGACCUGAGCCCCGACGAGGAGGUCUUCCUCUGCCGUAUCACGCACGAAGUCUUUCGCAGCUACGAUGAGUUCUUCGAGAGGACCAUCCUGUGUAACAGUCUGGUGUGGAGCUGCGCUCUGACCGGGCGAGCAGGUCUCACCUACUUGGAGGCGCAGGAGAGUGAGCGUCGGGCCAAGCAGAGCCUCCGGAACUUUCCGCCCGUGUUGGUGACCCCGCUGUUGCACCUGGCGGCGCUGAGCCACCGCGGCCGACUGAGCGAGCUCUGUGAGGAUGUCCACGCUUUUGUCAAAGAGCGCUUCUUUGUCGGAGAGAGGGUGGAUGUCAGCGGACGCAACGGAACCAGGCGGUUGUGUGAGAUCCUUCGGGUCUUGCCUCCACAUUCCAGCGCCAACGGCGCGUCCACCAACAACGGUCACGGCGCGUCCGCGGACGGCGUGGCCAUCGUCAUCAGCGACAGCGACGAAGAGGGCCACGCCUUCCAGAGUCCCGCCGCACAGGUCAAGAGGUCAGCAGGUGAAAGGUCGCAGAAGACGCCUCUCAGCCCUUCGGCGUUUAAAUACGAGGUCAGGACGACGACAGACGGACAUGCCAAGCCGUUCGUCGUCAGAGCCAAUCAGAUCAGUCGUAGGAAGAACGUGGUGUCCCGAGAGAGACUGAAGCUGCUCUUCAAGCAGCACUGCGAACCCGCCAACGGAACCAUCAGGCUGAAGGCGUCCAGCGUGAGCAAGUACCGGCUCUCCGAACACAACUUUUCCCACUUUUUUCCCGAUGAGCCCCCACAAUUCCCUUUCAGUUCUGGUGUCAAAGCAGAGGGGCGGGGCUCACCUGCACAGGCUAGCACUUCGCUGAUGAAGCUGGACAAGGAGAAGCUGAAGGAGGAGCAGAGGAGGAGAUUUGAGGAGGAGAAGCAGAGAAGAAGAGAGGAGAAGGAGCGCAGGAAGCAGGAGAAGGAUCUGGAACGAGAGAAGUUAAAGGAGGAGAAGAAGAAGUAUGCAGAGCGACUGAAGCUGUGGAACAAACCCAGGGAGGACAUGGAGUGUGACGACCUGAAGGAGCUACCCACUCCGGUUCCUGUGAGGACUCGUCUCCCAGCCCAGCUGUUUGGAGAAGCUUUGAUGGUUCUGGAGUUCCUGCGGUCCUUUGGGGAGGACUUUGGCCUGAAGGAUGAAUUUCCGGAUGGAGUCUCUCUCGAGGUUCUGGAGGAGGCCCUGGUGGGUUCUGAUCCAGAAGGUCCUCUUUGUGAGCUGCUUUUCUUCUUCAUCACAGCCAUCUUCCAGGCUCUGGACGAGGAGCAAGAGGAGGUGACUAAAGAUGAAGACCUACCAGAAGCUCCAGACGAUGACUUGGACCGCUCCGACUUGGCUGUGAGCGCUGCGUCGUCAUCGGCCGCGGCGUGGCCUUCGCUUCAUCUGGGCUGUAGCCUCCAGGAAGUGGACCUGGACAGCUGCACUCUGUCUGAGAUUUUACGUCUGCACAUCCUGGCGUCCGGCGCCGACUGUAACAACGCCAACGCCAAGUUCCGCUACCAGAAACAAGGCGGAUUCACGUUGACGGACGACCCGUGUGUGGAGCUGUGUUUGGCACAGCCGGCGCUCAUGAGGAGGCUGGCGUGCUUGGCCGUCUAUGACCUGAUGCCAGGUGAGAAGCUGGUUAUCUUGCAGGCGUUGGUGGGCAAGCUGCUGUCCCUGGCGUCCAGCAGAGACCUCAUGGAGGAAUGCGUGGAACAGCAACGUGCCGCCAGGCAGGAAUUGCGAGAGAUCCGGGCGGAGCAGCACCGGCGAGAGCGGGAAGAGGCGGCACACAGGGUCCGUCUCCGUAAAGAGGAGCGCCUGCGCGAGCAGGAGCAACGUCUGAAGCUCAAGGAGCAGGAAGUGCAGGAUGAAACCAAAGCUGGGGGUAGAGGAUCUCUGACGGCUUCUGACCACAAAGCCCCGCCAUGUCCUCCUGCCAGCCUGACUGCAGAGGAGCAGGAGGAGGAGCAGGAGAAGGUACGACAGCUCCAAGAGCGUAUCCAAAAGGCGGCGUCACGCACAAGCUUGCUGCCGCUCGGCAGAGACCGUUUGUACCGCCGCUACUGGCUCCUUCCGUCGGCCUCGGCGCUCUUUGUGGAGGAGGACAGUUUUGGCCUGACGGAGGACAUGCUGCAGCCCCGCCCAAAACACACCCAAGACCCCACCACCACCUUAGAGGACGGCGAGCACAGCCUGGAGGAACCUGCAGAGGGAAGUGUCGGCUCGAGCCCCGCACCCCAGUCCACCUGCGGGCCUCCAGUGAGCCGACCAAGCCAGUGGUUCUUCUACAGCUCGGUGGAGGAAUUGGACCAACUUAUAGACGCACUUAACCCGCGAGGACAUCGUGAGAGUGGCCUAAAGGAGGCGCUGUUGCAGGAGCGAGAACGUCUGCAGGAGUUGCUGCAGACGUGCGAGCGCAGCAAGUACACGUGUGCAGAUGAUCCGGAGUCCUCGCGAUCCGUACCGGAAUGCACUGCUGCAGCCGAGACCCUCAUGGAAGCGAGACUGCGAGACCUGCUCCUGGACAUGGAGGACCGCAUCCACCAGGGAAGUCUGGGAUCUCUCAAGGUAAUGGACAGACACGUGUGGCGCUCCGCGUUGGAGACAGGAAACUAUGAGUUGCAUUGUACAGACGAAGGGACGGACACACGGGUGGACGACAUGGAGGUGGACCCCGUACCCCUGAAGCCCCGAGACAGGUAUGAAACUCAUGUGCCAAUGAAAAACAUGUGCCAAGACAUAAACACGUCCACUUCCUGUCUUUUCCAGGCUUCCGUCGAAGGUACCGCGGUCCAUCGCCUGGCUCGGGCGCUGGCCCACAUGGAGCGCGGCAUCGAGAGACGCUUCCUCAAAGCCCCGCUAGGCGAGGAAGACUCCAAGAAAGAACAGAAGACUAAGAAGAGCAAGAAGAAAGAUGAGGACCAGGCCAGUGACGACGGCAGCGACAGCAUCCGCUUGGUGAAGUCGGUGUUGGAGCGAUGGAGGGAAUCUUUGUUGUCCUCCUCCAGUUUGUCUCAGGUGUUUGUGCAUUUGUCCAGCCUAGAGAGAAGUGUCCUGUGGUCCCGCUCCGUCCUCAAUGCUCGCUGCCGGCUUUGCAGACGGAAAGGCGACGCCGACAACAUGCUGUUAUGCGACGCCUGUGGCAGGGGACACCACACCCACUGUCUCAGGCCCCGCCUCCAGUCCGUUCCGGAAGGAGACUGGUUCUGUCCAGAUUGUCAACCCAAAAUGAGAUCCGGAUCCGUUUCUUCUCGUCAGAAUUCGUCUCUCAAGCGUGAAGAAGAAGAACCGUCUGAGGAUGAGCCCGAAGAGGAAGAGUCGGAUAACGAGGAAGUUGUGAACACCAGGAAGAGUCAGGCCACGCCCCCUAAAGCCAGGAGCCACCAGGCCACGCCCAAGAAUAAGAAAAAGUCCUCAUCCUCCAAGGCGUCGGGUAAAAAGGCCACGCCCCCUCCUUCCAAAGCCAGCAUGGUGACGUCCGGCGGCAAAAAAACGACCCCAGACACGGCGCCACGUGCCCAACCCUGCAAGCCCGUCCUCCCUUCCACUUCCUCCUCUACUUCCUCCCCCUCGUCGUCCAGACGCCGCUCUUCCGGUAGGAACCACGGCGUCCACGAGCUGUCGGCGUGCGAGCUGCUGAUUGUGGAGCUCGUCCGCCACGAGGACAGCUGGCCCUUCAUGAAGCUGGUGUCCCGCACACAGGUGCCAGACUACUAUGACAUCAUCAGCAAGCCCAUGGCACUCAGCACCAUCAGAGAGAAGGUCAACAAUUGCCAGUACCUCAGCGCAGGUGACUUCAUGGCGGACGUGGACUUGAUGUUCUCCAACUGUCUGCAGUACAACGCUCGUCACACUAACGAGGCCAAAGCCGGGAUUCGCCUCCAGCAGUUCUUCCACUCGGAACUCGGCAGACUCGGUCUGUCGGAGCACGGCACCGCCCCGCCCGCCAAGCGAUCUCGCCACUGAGGACGCACGCCCUUUUUGACCCCCCCCACACCACCGUCCUCUCUUAUUACGAGUACGAGGUGACUUGUUGGCCCCCACCCCACCGGAUGGGUGCAAAUUGUGACCUUUCACCCUGAUGUUCAGAGGGCAUAGUUUAAUUUCAGGUAAAUAGAAUAAUCCCACUAAACUACUGACUUGAACUCUGACCUGCUGCGGCGGCAGGGACUUCCUGUGGGCGACUUCCUGUGGCGUUGAAAAGUUCUCAGGGACACCGAGGGUUCUUGCUGCCUACCAAAAUAAAACAUUCCCCUUGUUUAGCUUUUUUUUUUUUUUUUUUAAAUCAGUCACUUCAUUUCAUGAUGUGGCCACGCCCCCCCGAGGCCCGCUAACAGCAGCAUUCCUACAAAAUAAGAGUUAAGUUAUUAGUUGCUAUCUUAGCAUGUUGCUCACUUUAAUGUCAUGAAAGGUGUUGAUGAUGAUGAUGAUGAUGAUGAUGAUGAUGAUGAUGAUGAUGUGGUGAGAAUGCAGCUUAUUGUUGAAUGUCCCCUGACCCUAUUUAUUUAUGACUGUUAGAUGUCCAGCCCGCGUCCUACAUUUGAAAAUA